Molecule: messenger RNA, 1851 nt
Organism: Macadamia integrifolia
Lineage: Eukaryota; Viridiplantae; Streptophyta; Magnoliopsida; Proteales; Proteaceae
Product: glucose--fructose oxidoreductase
Exons: 12
Coding region: 331-1410 (359 amino acids)
Biological process (GO): NADPH regeneration
Cellular component (GO): cytoplasm
Molecular function (GO): nucleotide binding; oxidoreductase activity
Source: RefSeq, a predicted model, not a curated record
UGCACUUCUGCUCGUCUAGAUCUACUUUGGUUAAUUGGGUCUCACUCUCUGGCGAAAGCCUCACUGACUUUCUGAUUCUCGAGGUGAUCUUCGACUCCCUGAAGCUUCUCUGCUCCGCAUCCAUUUGAGAGAAACCAGCUCUUCACAGAUUCUCGAACUCUAUCCUUUCCAACAUUUGGGAGAGGAUAUUUUCUUUUACGGGAUUUACACACCGUAUUUCUUUAUUCGUUUUGGUUUCUGUAGUGAUCUGGGAUUCCAUAGGAUUUCUUCCUUCAAGUUCUUGAUUCAUUUGAGAUAAUCAUUUGUUUCUAAAGAUCUACAGCGCCUGAGAUGACGACGAAGCCCCACAUUGCGCUGCUCGGUGCCGGAAUCUUUGUUCGAACCCAAUAUAUUCCCAGGCUAAGUGAGAUAGCUGAUAUGGUGGUUGUGAAAGCAAUUUGGAGCCGUAGUGAGGAAUCAGCGAGAGCUGCUGUUGUUCUAGCUCGCAAAAUUUUCCCCGACAUAGAAUGUAAGUGGGGAGAUGAAGGACUUGUUGACAUCAGUCGGGAUAGUUCGAUACUUGGAGUAGCAGUUGUUGUUGCUGGACAAACUCAGGUGGACAUAUCAUUGAGAAUGCUAAAGGCUGGGAAGCAUGUCCUCCAAGAGAAACCAGCUGCAUCCUCUAUUAAUGAGGCAGAGGCUGCAAUCUCCGGUUACAAUUCCCUUUUUACCAAUUCCCCUCAUCGACCAAUUUGGGCUGUUGCAGAAAACUAUCGGUUUGAACCAGCUUUCGUGGAGGGUAAGAAACUUAUAAAUGACGUUGGUGAAAUGAUGAGCGUCCAACUCAUUGUUGAAGGAUCAAUGAACAGUUCAAAUCCUUACUUCUCAAGCUCUUGGAGGCGCAACUUCAUAGGAGGCUUCAUUGUAGAUAUGGGAGUACACUUCAUAGCAGGAUUGAGGAUGGUUGUUGGGUGUGAAGUAGCCUCGGUGUCUGCUAUUACAUCUCAUGUGGAUAUGACUUUGCCUCCACCAGAUAAUAUAUGCUCCCUUUUUCAAUUGGAGAAUGGUUGUGCUGGAGUGUUUGUAAUGGCGGUAUCGUCAAGAUCACCCAAAAUAUUCUGGCGAAUCGUUGGCUCUAAGGGUACACUACAAAUUGACCGUGGUAGCAAAGAUGGGAAACACGGUUACUCGGUUUCACUGUAUACAGCAGAUGGACAUUGCCAAAAUUCCUUUCACACAUUUUCUGGGGUGACAGAAGAGUUAAAGGCUUUCAUACACGACAUUUCGCAGGCUCCCCUUAAGGAAGGAGGCAACUAUGAAGCUGAACCUCGUAGUUCUUUUGUUGAAGGUGCUCAAGAUGUUGCCGUUUUAGAGGCAAUGCUUGAAUCCGGUAUGAAGCAGGGAGCACAGGUGAAUGUGAAGAAAUUCUAGGCUUCUAGCUGACUGCAGGCCAGAUGCUACUUUAAGCAACACAUAAAACAUUAAGACAGGGUUGACCAAAUUCAAAUUACAGAGAGCUAUUGGAUAUUCAUUCCUUUUAGGUUGAGGCAUAAUCCAAGAUAGUUGCCAACCCCAAGAAACAGGAUGCAGGACCAGUCUGGUAAAGCAGAAGCUACAAGUAUCUGGUUUUACAAUGUACUGACCUGAUGCUGGACACCCUUCAAAAGGUGAGUGGUAUAGCAUGAAGGUAUCCAUAAGAUGGGAAUUUAGAUUAUUCAGAGUUGAUGUGUUAAGAAUUAAGAUGGACCAUCAUCUCCGUUGUUAGACUAAUAUUGUCAGUUUGGAGACAAUUGUUUAUCACUUGCCUGUUGCAUCUUGUCUUUUGUUUCCUGUGUUAUAAUAAGAAAGAGAAAAUGGUCUCAUCCUGGUUAA